Colius striatus (speckled mousebird) is the source of this 1263-nucleotide messenger RNA. RefSeq names its product leucine rich repeat containing 61 (gene LRRC61). Lineage: Eukaryota; Metazoa; Chordata; Aves; Coliiformes; Coliidae. Bases 34 to 846 code for a protein of 270 amino acids. Gene Ontology annotation, cellular component: cytoplasm. The record is from RefSeq and is a predicted model, not a curated record. Gene Ontology annotation, biological process: outer dynein arm assembly. The transcript has a single exon. Gene Ontology annotation, molecular function: protein binding.
CUCCGGCAGUGCCCGUUAUUCCUCAUCCCCGGGAUGGAGGGGCGCGGAGAGGCAUCAGCAGAGGAGGAGGAGGAAGACGCUGAGGAGGAGGAGGAAGCCGAGGGCGUGCGGAUCACACCGCAGCUGCUGCAGGCCAGCAGCGGGGAGCUGGCGCCCGAGGCCAUCCUGCUGCUGCGCCUGCGGGGCCGCGGCAUCACCCACCUGGGCUGCCUGGGCCGCUGCGCCAACCUCGAGUGGCUGGACCUGUCGGGCAAUGCCAUCGCCCAGCUGGGCCCGCUGGCCGCCCUCCGCUCCCUCACCGUCCUCAACCUGGCCCGCAACCGCAUCGCCAGCCUCGAGCCCCUCGGCUCCUGCCAGAACCUCCAGAGCCUCAACGUGGCCGGCAACCUGCUGAGUGGGCUGCACCAGCUGCGCUGCCUGACGGGGCUGCGGCGCCUGCAGAGCCUGCGCCUGCGCGAGCCGCUCGCCCGCCCCGACAACCCGCUCUGCGCCGCGCCGGCCUACCGGCACGCCCUGGCCGACAUGUUCCCCUCCCUCAAAGCCAUCGACGGCGAGCGCGUGUCCGGCCGCGGCAGCGAGCUCUACCAGCUCUGCCGGGAUCUCGACAGCUCCUUGGCGCGCGCCGGUGCCGGCAGCGAGGCAUCGCAGGCGGCUCAGCCCUGGGUGGACGCGGCGUUCUGGGAGCCGCGGCAGCCCCGGCGCAGCUCCAUCAUGGAAGAAGCCUACAGGCAGUUCAGGGAGGUGCUGCAGGAGUGCCGGGACCUGAGCCGCCGCGCCGAUGACACCAUCGCCCAGGCCGAGCAGGCGCUGAGCGCCCGCCACGACCCCAACGCCUUCAUCUUCUGAGCCAGCCCACCCCCCCGGCCCCACGGGGAGAAAGCCCCUGGUUGCAUGAGGAGAUACUCCGCAGUUGCACAAAGAGACCCCUCCAGCCCCAUGAGGAGACCCCCCUUCAGCCUCGUCCCACGAGGAGACUUCCCUCAGGUCCCAGGAGGAGAAACCACUUGAAUGCAUGAGGAGAUCCUCCCCAUUUGCACCAGGAGAUCCUUGCAGUCCCACAAGGAGAUUCCUCCACAGUCACACGAGGAACUCCCCACCCAACCCCACAAGGAGACCCCCUCCCAGUUAUAGGAGGAGGCCACAGCAGCACCCACAUGGCUGAGGGUGCUGGGGUUGGGCCCUGCAGUUCUCCCUCACCUCAGAGGCUCCUUGUCUUGCUCAGGGGCCAUCCCAGGGGUGGGGGGGCACGGUGGGACUGUGCAG